AUGUCUGAGUGUUGCGUUCGAGGUUCUCUUUGGCAAGGUACCCCCUCCGGGCGAGAGACAACCCUCUCCAAGAAUAAAUCUUAUCGCACCGGUUCCAACAAAGACGUUACAAUUCUCUUCAUUCAUGACGCGUAUGGCUGGACCUUUCGAAACAUAAGAAUUCUGGCAGAUGCAUAUGCAAAAGAAGUUGAUGCUACGGUCUAUGUACCCGAUUUCUUUGGAGGGGAAGUGCUUCCGCCCGAGAUCUUAGACGAUCCUUCUCAAUGGCACACCUUGGAUUUCCCAGGUUUCAUGGCUCGCAACUCAAAGUCAGUCAGAGAGCAGGAGAUUCUCGCAUGCGCGCAAGCUCUCCGCUCGCAAUACAAGCGAGUAGGAGCAGCUGGUUUCUGCUUCGGAGGCUGGGCCGUCUUCCGUCUCGGUGCAAAAGAGCAUGCAAACCUAGUGAAUUGCAUAUCGACUGCACAUCCUUCGUUACUAGAGAAGAGCGAGAUCGAGAAUGUCAAGGUGCCAGUUCAGAUCAUUGCUCCAGAAAUUGACCCGCAGUUUACACCAGGGCUCAAGGAGCUUGCCAACUCGAUUAUUCCUACGUUGGGGGUGCCUUACGACUAUCAGUACUUUCCUGGGAUUGAGCAUGGGUUCGCGACUAAAGGAGAUGAGAGUAAAAUUGCUGAGUACAGUGCAGUGAAGAGAGCCAAGGGUAGUAUGGUUGCUUGGUUCCGCUUAUGGCUGCAUGAGAAUUGA
Molecule: messenger RNA, 741 nt
Organism: Mollisia scopiformis
Lineage: Eukaryota; Fungi; Ascomycota; Leotiomycetes; Helotiales; Mollisiaceae
Product: alpha/beta-hydrolase
Exons: 2
Coding region: 1-741 (246 amino acids)
Molecular function (GO): hydrolase activity
Source: RefSeq, a predicted model, not a curated record